AUGGCUCGAAGUCUCGACCACAAGCUGGCUCAGCACCUCCUGCAGGAGAAGCCGCAUCGCCUGAAAGUCCCAGCACUUCCAGAGGAUCUCGCCUCCCAGCUGGGGGAGUUGGUGGACGCCAGGCGCCGCCCAGAGGUGUUGGGCCGCCUCGUGCAGACUCUGAGACCGAGCCAAGUCGACAUUGCCGGCUUCCUGGGCCCGCAUGUGGCGAAGGCCGUGUCCUUGGGCUCAACCACCCCACGAGGUCCUCCGCAGCUUCGGGGCGUCGAGGUAGCGCCCUUGCCGGGACAAGGCCGGUCUCUCCUGGCGACCCGGGACCUGGCUCGGGGCUCCAUCUGCAUCCAGGAGCAGCCCAUCGCCCGCGUGGCCAUGCACGGGGAGGAGGCCCUGGGCGAGGAGACGCGCCUGGCCUUGCAGCUCUGGGCUGCUGACAGGGCCGGGCUGGCGGACUUGGCCAGGGACCUCCUGGACCACGGUGGCCGAGAUCCGCAGGCCUUGAGAAGCCGGGCCGUGAUCGCCGCCUGCUCGGCGCUCUGUAUUCCGAGUCUGCCCGCGUCGGAGCUCGGGGAGGCAGUGGAGGCGACGUUCGCUUGGCUCGGGCGUGUUCGCAUCAAUGCAGUGGCCGUGACAACCUUAGCGGAGAGCGAGUCCGGUGAGCUCAAGAGCACCAAGCUUGCCCUCGCUCUGUACCCGAACCUUGCGAGGAGCGUGAACCACUCCUGCGCGCCGAACGCGAUGCUGCGCUUUGACAAGGAUACAAGUGCUGUUGAAGUUGUCAUCUCUUCGCCGACCGGAGUAAGAGCUGGGGAGGAGGUGACCAUCUCCUACGGCCCCACAGGCGCUUCGCACCGGCGCUCGGAACGGCAGCAGAAGCUGCAAAGCCAGUACGGCUUCGACUGUCUCUGCGCUGUGUGCACAGCGUCUGAACAAGAGGACUUCCAGUGGAAAGAGAGGGCGAAGAAACUCGACCUUCGUGCCCAGGAGGCUGCCGGAAGGGGGGCGUGGGUGGAAGCUGCCACCGCGUCCGCGGCCUCCUUGGCCUUGCUGCGUCAAGGCUAUGCUGCUGGAGAUGUGGAGGUCGCCAGAGAGGAGUGCAAGCUGGCGGGCAUAUCUCUCCGUGCUGGCAAGCCCGACGCUGCCAGAGAUUUGUGGUCCUCAGCAGCUGAAGUGUUGAAGCCCCUGGCCUGCGCCACAGAUCCAGAUCUCGUGGAGGCAGAGGAGAUGCUGCGGCGGCUCCCCAAAAAGCCAGAGCCCACUCGGCCGGCGGAGCAGGCGGAACAGGCCCCGCCGCCGCCGCCCAAAACCUCACCGGCCACGAAAGGCUUCACUGCUGCCGGGACCAGGAGCGACGUUGCAGCAGCGUUGCAUCGCCUCAAGCACGCCAUUGACACGGCGAAUGUGAGCAAAGAUCGAGUAUCUUCGGAUGCAACGACCGUGACGGACAGCUUUUCCGGCGCAAUCUUUGGGUUGGAGAGCUUGAGCCUGUCUCCGGCCGAGAAGGCCCGGGUCCUUUCCGCGAUGCAAGGUUCGUGA
Messenger RNA from Symbiodinium natans, 1533 nucleotides. The record is from the annotation of a GenBank genome assembly. Lineage: Eukaryota; Dinophyceae; Suessiales; Symbiodiniaceae.